UUGUUCGGGCUGAGGCCUGGGAACCUGCGAUUCGUCGUCAGAGUCUUCAGGAGCGACUUGCUUCUGCUUCGCCAUGGAAACUCCGAAAUUCAGGAGGGAAAAAGUGAAUUUAGGAUUAGGGUUUGUCUUAGUUCACUCUCUGGACAGUGAGAGAGGAUCCGCAGAAAUCACGUGACGAGUUCAAAUCCAGAUAAAUAUUUAGUACAUCUGAAUAUUUAGUACAUCUUUAUCAAAGACUUGCGCCGCAAAAGAAUGAGUCAGGUUUGUAGCUUCUUUUCCAAAUCUGUGAAUCCAAUUCUUUUCCGUGCUAAGUUAGCUCGUAAGAUUGAGAAUAUUCAAAAGGAGUUUAAUAAUGUCGCUGAAGAGAUGUCUAAGUUGAACCUGAAUCGGAGUUCGGUAAUUCUUAAGCAAGAUGAGUGUGGCUGGAGGGAAACAAGUUCGUCCGUUUUGCAAUCAGAGAUAAUUGGAAGGGAAGAGAAUAAAAGUGACAUUGUUAAGUUGCUGAAGCAAACCCAUCCGAACCAAAAUGUUUCUUUAAUUGUUGUUGUUGUUGGUAUGGGGGGUUUAGGCAAGACAGCCCUUGCUCAGCUCGUGUACAAUGCUGCUAAAGACCAGAACCUCUUUCAGAAAUAUAUAUGGGUGUGCGUUUCAGAAAAUUUCGAGGUGAAAACUGUUUUGAAGAAGAUCCUGGAGUCUUUGAAGAAGGAUGCUGGUGGUGACUCAUUAGAGGCCCUACAACAGAAGUUGCGAGAAGCAUUGAAUGGGCAAAAUUAUAUGCUUGUGCUCGAUGACGUGUGGAAUGAAGAUCAUUUAAAGUGGAGUGAUUUAAGAUCGAAUUAUUUUCAGAAGAAGUAUCAGAGAUGCAUUAAGAGAAAUGUUGUUGGUAUUGAACUACUUGAUCUGCUUUUGGUGUGGAACACCUCUGAUGUCAUCACCUCUCUUAAUUUAGUUGGAGCUCCCUUCCAGUCUUUGCAAUAUUUGCCGAGACAGAAAAGUUCUUGGGCAAUGACAUAUAACUCACUAUCCAAUAGAGCGCCAGUUCUUAGAAGAUUAUUGGGUUUGGAUUCUCAUAUUGCCUCUUCAUUUUCCUUGUUUAUAAUUAAAUUUGCCGUUCAAGCACGAGCUUUAUCUGGCUUCAUGCGAUAACGAUUACGUGACUUG
Messenger RNA from Arachis duranensis, 1161 nucleotides. RefSeq names its product putative disease resistance protein RGA1. Lineage: Eukaryota; Viridiplantae; Streptophyta; Magnoliopsida; Fabales; Fabaceae. Gene Ontology annotation, biological process: defense response to fungus. The record is from RefSeq and is a predicted model, not a curated record. The coding region runs from base 253 to 1146 and encodes 297 amino acids. Gene Ontology annotation, molecular function: ADP binding. The transcript has 5 exons.